Messenger RNA from Kwoniella botswanensis, 1497 nucleotides. RefSeq lists its product as uncharacterized. NCBI's taxonomy places the organism in Eukaryota, Fungi, Basidiomycota, Tremellomycetes, Tremellales, Cryptococcaceae. The record is from RefSeq and is a predicted model, not a curated record. Bases 1 to 1497 code for a protein of 498 amino acids. Gene Ontology annotation, cellular component: nucleolus. Gene Ontology annotation, molecular function: protein binding. Gene Ontology annotation, biological process: ribosome biogenesis. The transcript is spliced from 3 exons.
AUGGCCAAAAGAACAUCCGAGGCUGCCGACCUACCGACGCCCAAAUCAGCUGCCAAGGGCCAGGAGACAGCUCGAUCACCCGCUGUUCAAGAUGUCGAUGAGGAGAUGGGUGAAUUCGAGGACAAGUGGGAGGACGAGUAUGAGAGUGAGGGAGAGGUCGUAGAUGCUGAAGCGGAGGGUGAUGACGAUUUCACACCUGCCCAAGAAGAUUCCGCCCCACCUCCCGCACCCACCAAAACCUACCUUCCUGGAACAGCCAUAGAAUCCGACGAACAUCUUGUACCUGACAACUCUGUCUAUCUCGCCUUACAUUCCCUUUCUUACUCUUGGCCAUGUCUCUCCUUCGAUAUACUGAAAGAUACUCUCGGUUCUGAUCGUGCUACAUUCCCACAUACCUCAUGGAUUGUUACUGGAACACAGGCAGGGGAAGUACCCGGACAAGGGAGUAAAGCCAAGGACGAAGUGGUAAUUAUGAAACUUGGAAACUUAUCGAAAACUCAACAUGAUGAUGAUUCCGAUGACGACGACGAAGAAGAGGACGAUGAGGGAAACGACGAAGAUGCCACAUUGGAUUUCUUGACUAUACCUCAUAUCGGGUCAGUCAACCGUAUCAGAGCUGCUCCUGCCCCAGCAGGAAACAGUUUACCUGAACCAUAUCACGUAGCGACGUUUUCCGAAACUGGUAAAGUGAAUAUAUUCGAUGUUAGACCUUAUAUAGACACAUUAUCUGGAGAUUCAAGUAAACCUCGUCAGAAGACACCUAUACAUACUAUAACCAACCAUGGAAGAUCGGAAGGUUUCGCUGUAGAAUGGGGUAAAACAGGUUUAUUAACUGGUGAUAUCGAUAAGAAGAUUUACUUGACUACUAUAACACCAACGGGAUUUAACACAUCACCUCAACCUUAUCUCUCGCAUACUUCGUCAGUAGAAGAUCUCCAAUGGUCACCUAAUGAAAGUACUGUAUUCGCCUCGGCUUCAGCAGAUAGGACAGUGAGGGUAUGGGAUAUAAGAGCAAAAGGUAGAAAGUCUGUCGUAUCGGUACAAGCUCAUAAAGAAGAUGUUAAUGUGAUUUCAUGGAAUAAAGGUGUAGAAUACUUGUUGGUAUCGGGUGGUGAUGAUGGUGAAUUGAACGUAUGGGAUCUAAGAAUGUUCAAUAAAGGCCAACCAACCCCCGUCGCCAACUUCUCAUGGCAUCAAGCACCUAUAACAUCCGUCGAAUGGCACCCAACCGAUACUUCCGUCUUUGGCGCAUCGGGCUCAGACGACCAAUUGACACUAUGGGAUCUAUCCGUUGAACCUGAUGAAGAUGAAUCGCCCAAUAACGCCAUAGUCAAAUCUGCAGAUGGAUCUGAGAUCCCCAAUGUCCCUCCUCAAUUGCUGUUUGUUCAUCAGGGUCAGAAGGAUACAAAGGAAAUUCACUGGCAUCCUCAAAUCCCAGGUAUGGUAUUGAGUACGGCUAGUGAUGGGUUUAACGUGUUCAAGACUAUCUCUUGUUAA